GACCAGGUAUAACCAGGUAAACAGAACAGGUAUACAGAGUCACACACUUGUACACACGGUUUAUAUUUAUAGACCCCAAAUUAUUGUAGUUUGGACCAGCCUUGGGAAGCCAUAUUGAAUUUAGAAGAUUUAACAUCGACAUCGAAACAGGAGAUAAAGAAAAGAUUUUGGACCGGAUGUGAUGUUUAACAAUACCGGUGUGUACAGAUUGUCAUCCGCGCCGAACAUGGAGGCUACGGAGCUCGAGGUUGUUCCCGAGUUUUACAAGGAGGAGGAAAAUAAUCCCUUCUAUGGCAUGAACAAGAAGGAGUUGCUGGAGGUUUCCUCCCAACCCUGCUGGAGACGAUUGCGAGCUGCUUUCAUUGGUCUCGUCAUUCUGGCAUGGCUUGCACUCCUGGUAGCCGUGGUGGCACUUGUGCUUAUGUACCCAAAAUGCAAAGCGGCGGAAGAAAGAAGUUGGUGGCAGAAUGACGUGGUGUACCGCAUCUACGUCAGAAGUUUUCAAGAUUCAGACGGAGACGGGAUUGGUGAUCUUACAGGCGUGGAGCAGCAGCUGGACUACAUCCAGGCCUUAGGGGCCAACACCAUCUCCCUCAGUCCGGUAUUUGAAACCGAUGGUACAGAUGACUUUGGUGUCACAGACAGUCUCCGUGUCCAUCCUGAUCUUGGGUCAAUGUUAAACCUCACAGCCCUCAUUACCAAGGUCAAGGACAAAGGGAUGCGAAUCCUUUUGGACUUCAUACCGAACCAAACAAGUAAAAACCACUCAUGGUUCACAGCCAGUGCUGCUUCCAGUGCCCAUACAAACGACUAUCGUAACUACUACGUCUGGUCCGACUACACAAACAACUGGCGGACUGUGAGCGGAGAUGUGGCGUGGACGUUCCAUUUUGCUAGGAACGAAACUUACCUGCACCAGUUCUCAACCUCCCAGCCUGACCUCAACCUUCGGAGUGGGCGUGUCCAGGACGAGCUCAAGACUGUUCUAGAGUUCUGGCUGAGGAAGGGCGUGGACGGGUUUUACGUUCGGAACAGCGCCUACUUAUUUGAGGAUUACGAUCUGCGGAACGAAGGGUCUAACGGAGGAGGAAGCACGAAUGAUUACGAGAAUCUUGUCCACAACUACACUUUAGCACUACCAGGAGUGUUCGACAUGCUAUCAAGGUGGCGGGCUGUGGUUAGCUCUAACGAUAGUAUAUUGAUAGCGGAUAUGCCAUCCAGUGACGUCACAACAACCAUGGCGUACUAUGGUCACUCGGGACAGGAUGGUGUUCACCUCUCUCUCAACCGAUACUUCUUUGACAAAGCAGGAAGCUGCAACGGAGCAUGCGUCAAGACCUACGUUGAUUCGUGGAUGUCCAACUUAUCUGAAGGGCGAUGGGCUAGUUGGAUGGCUGGUGAUGAAAAUGUCGACAGAUUCGCGUCUCGAUUCAACAGCAGUUACAUCCGUGCAUACUACAUGUUGACCAUGCUUCUUCCGGGUACCCCCAUCCUCUAUUAUGGAGACGAAAUCUUACUCAAAAACAACCCUGGCAUUGCUAAUUCCGGUAACAACAGGACCAUGCGCGGUCUCAUGCAGUGGAGAAACGCGACUGAUGGUGGCUUUUGUUCCGCGUCGACAUGUUCGACUCCAUGGAUAUCACCCAACGCAGAUGCAUCCACCAAUAAUGUUCAGAGCCAGGACGCCAACGCCGAUUCUAUGCUUCAGUACAUUCGUAGCCUGACCAAACUGCGGCAGCAGACUUCCUUCAGAGUCGGAACUUAUCAUCCAGCGCUUGUAGACGACAAUAUCUUCUCAUACGUCAGAGAGUUCAAUGGGGAGAUGGGGUAUUUGGUUGCCAUCAAUUUCGGCACUACUAGCCAGACGCGCAGUUACUAUGGAUACGCCAGUGUUGAGAAGGACGCCGAGGUAGCUAUGACAUCAGGACCGGAUGUGGGUCUGGAAGUAGAAUCCGAAGUGACAACGGAUUCAAUCACGCUUGGCCCGAAGCAAGGAGUCGUGUUGUCAUGGGACUUUGUAGCGAAGGAGGAGUUGUAACAUGUGUGACGUAACAAAACGCAGGGAAACCAUUGACUGAACAGAGUCAUUCUGUAAUGAAGUCAUGAUAUUUAGUAAACGAAAAACACAUUUACCUUAAAAUGAAUUUAAGUAUUUAGCUGAACAGUAGAAUUGCUUAAUUUUUAUCCUUACGCAUAUAACUAAAAAAGUGAAAACAAAUUCAAAAUAAACGACAUGAUUUCUUA
Messenger RNA from Mizuhopecten yessoensis (Yesso scallop), 2244 nucleotides. RefSeq names its product neutral and basic amino acid transport protein rBAT-like. The coding region runs from base 182 to 2038 and encodes 618 amino acids. Lineage: Eukaryota; Metazoa; Mollusca; Bivalvia; Pectinida; Pectinidae. Gene Ontology annotation, biological process: carbohydrate metabolic process. The record is from RefSeq and is a predicted model, not a curated record. The transcript has 12 exons.